Messenger RNA from Fusarium venenatum, 1545 nucleotides. Lineage: Eukaryota; Fungi; Ascomycota; Sordariomycetes; Hypocreales; Nectriaceae. The record is from RefSeq and is a predicted model, not a curated record.
AUGCUAUAUUGGCAGGGGGCUUUAUAUCAAAACAACGACCUGCAGCUGACGCCUGCCUUAUUUGAGAGCGAGGACCCCUUGUCCACGUCGAUCUGGGGUUUGCUGCAUUGGAGUGACAACUCUAAAACCUCUUUACCUCGCACCCAUUUCAGCCUCAACGUGCUUCUUUCUGUGUCCACUCUGUUAAAAUUGCCAAGCUCUAAUGCCACUGGAUUGUCUCCAUGUCUCGAUCUAUACCGCGACUCGAUAUUGAAUAUCACCGAUACUUGUAACGACAAAAGCCUAAAGAAUGAAAUUGACAAUUGCAUCGCGCGCCAAUGUUCCGAUUUUGAGCGCUUCGAAGUCGCGAAAAUUUAUACCAACGCAUGCGCCGUGAAACCCAAGGACAAUCGAUUCGACCAUUACAUCCUCUUGCUUGCAGAGGUUCCAGCAUGGACUUUUGUUUGGCUUCGACUUUACUUGAGCUGGGUUACAUAUGAACGACUUGCUUUGGAUGACUAUGUGAUGACGGUCUGCGGAUUGAUAUACACGGCGUUCAUCCCGCUUGUUCACCUUUCAUACACUGCAACCAACAGCACAAUUGUUUCGAGCACAAUCCCUGGGUUUAUCACAGACGCCCUCAAGUUUGUUUACCUGACCGAAAUAGCCGAGAUAGCCUGCUCUUGUCUGUUGAGAGUCUCGAUACUGCUCGUCUGUCUCCGCACAACUCUUUCUAACCACCACAUGAUAGCGACAGGCACAACUAUUGUUUUCACACUUGCAUCCUCCGUCGUUCUGGUCUUGCUGCGAGUAUUUCGAUGUUCGCCGAUCGCAUUUUCUUGGGAAGCAUGGGCUCUAAACGAGAAAGAGAAAGAAGUGGGAGGAUGCUUGCCACAGGACUCCCUAGCAUACGCAGCAUGUGCUAUCGACAUACUUCUGAAUAUUAUCAUUUUUGCAACAAUGAUAUCCCUCAUCUCGAGUCGAUUUCCUCGAAGCAUAAUGUCCUGGCUGAGUCACGGAUUUACAGUGUUUUUAGGGGUAUUCGCUCUUGCGGUAUCUGGUCUUCGAGCUCAACUUUUGGUCGACUUCUUUACAAAAAUGCAACCGGUAUGGAAAUACCAUGAUCGACUUAUCUGGAUGGACAUCGAAAUUGCUGUCUUGAUUCUAUGGGCAUGCUCGCCUGUCUGGCAGUUCUUCGCCGACUCGGAUCCUAGCGACAGCGAGGUGCAAAAUCAAUCGGCGUUGCUGAUCACCAGCACCGACACCCCCAUGAAAAGAGGGACGUCUUCUAAAUCAACGAAGACAGCCAUACGCAGUACUGGAUUCUUGGGAAUGUUGACAAGAUCGCGUACAAAGAAAAUAUUCUCACCUGCCUUGCAUCUGGGAGACAAGACAUAUGGAGAUGUCAGGACAGAGAUACAAGGAGGCCAGAGAUUCUCCAUGAUUUCCCAAUUCACCGGCUUGAUUGGUAUUCAGGUCAAGACGAGGACAGUCAGGCGCGUGGAAGAUAAUGAAUGGGACGCAGAGAAGGGAGUUGCCAGAGAGAACAUCAAGGCUGGCGACUAA